GGCCCUCCCUCCAGGCCCCCCCUCCUCCCUCCUUCCUUCCUUCCCUUCCUCCCUCUCUCCCUCCCUCCUAGCUCCUCCACCAGGAAACAACCGGAUCCGGAUCCUGGCUGCGGCCUGACCCGGCUACACUCUGGCCGGGAGGAUGAAAGGCCUCAGCUGGUUGCUGCCGGCCACCAGCACUGGGUCCUAAGAGCUGCCAUCCAGGCUGGCCGCCCGGAUGGCGACCCCAGCCUCAGCCCCAGACACACGGGCUCUAGUGGCUGACUUUGUAGGCUAUAAGCUGAGGCAGAAGGGUUAUGUCUGUGGAGCUGGCCCAGGGGAGGGCCCAGCAGCUGACCCGCUGCACCAAGCCAUGCGGGCAGCUGGAGACGAGUUUGAGACGCGCUUCCGGCGCACCUUCUCUGACCUGGCCGCUCAGCUACACGUGACCCCAGGCUCAGCCCAGCAACGCUUCACCCAGGUUUCCGACGAACUCUUCCAAGGGGGCCCCAACUGGGGCCGCCUUGUGGCAUUCUUUGUCUUUGGGGCUGCCCUGUGUGCUGAAAGUGUCAACAAAGAAAUGGAGCCUCUGGUGGGACAAGUGCAGGAUUGGAUGGUGGCCUACCUGGAGACACGCCUGGCUGACUGGAUCCACAGCAGUGGGGGCUGGGCGGAGUUCACAGCUCUGUACGGGGACGGGGCCCUGGAGGAGGCACGGCGUCUGCGGGAGGGGAACUGGGCAUCAGUGAGGACAGUGCUGACCGGGGCUGUGGCACUGGGGGCCCUGGUUACUGUAGGGGCCUUUUUUGCUAGCAAGUGAGAAAGUCUAGGGCCAGGUGGGGCUAGGUGCAGCUAGGGGCCAGGAGAGCUGGAACAGAACAGAGAAUGCCCUUGGAAGAAAUGGGAUGGUCAUGGAUCAGAGAAGGGCAGGGGAAGGUAGUGUGUGAGGGAGCCAAGCAUGCCAGGCAGAUGGCAAGAAGAAACAUUAAAGAAUGUUUCAAGGCCAGGAGCCUGGGAGAUGGAGUUAUCCCAGGGCUUGGGGGGAGGUGGGAGGGAUCUUGCCCAUAGCGGGGGCACACAGGCUCCAAGGAAGGUGAACUUAUUUAAAGAAUUGUGUCCCUGUUAGAUGAAUGGGGUGGGUUUAAGGAACCUAGAAUUCACCUCCCUUUGGAAUGGAAGCUUGGUGGUUAGGUGACUGGAUGAAAUGGCUGUGGCUGCGGGCUGCAUGGGCACACGUGUGCAUGUUGGACAUGCACGCAUGCUCAUGUGCAUGCUGGGCUGUUUGUUGAAUCUGGUGAUGGGAUAUUUAGAGAAAACAUUCCUUCUUGCAGUGGUAAGAACAAGGGCCAGUUUGAUGCCCUUCUCCCCUCUGUCCCUGCCCUUGACCUUACGCCUCCAGGCUGAGGGAGGACUCUUGUAUGUAGAUGAGGGCCCUGGCACUGCUCAGAGUUGUUGGCAAGGCUUUGGAGAGAAGAAUUCUGCCACUGGCCGCCUUCAUCGUCCUCUUUGUAUGCAUCUUUGUCAGGGGCUGACAGAGGGUAAGGCUGUGGAGCCUGGGUGGGUAGAAGCUUUGGUAAUUGGACCUGCCUGCCACCUUCCCCUCCAGUGGGGGCACAAUGGUGCCUAAAGGGUUGCCUAUUUCUAGGACCUCUCUAUCCAGCAGCAGCUCUAAAUUGGGGCUCUAAUUUUCCUUCAGAGGAUGUGGACAUAAAUGCUGAACUAGAAUUCAGAUUGAUUGGGUCCUGAACUGUCUCAGUGAGACUACCAAUGCCUUGAGAGGACCAUUCCAGCUCUGAGCCCCCUGGGUGUGAUGGUGACAGAUACUCCUUGACCGGCCUGUUCUGUGUGGUGGGUUUUGGUGCUGCUGUAUCAAGGGCCAGGUAUAUGCCAUGACCUAAACACAUUUAUGAUGUUUCCUUUGAAGCCAUGCUCUUUGCAUAGCUAUUAUUGUCAAUACUGAGUCUCUGAAGAUGCUCACAGUAGAACUCACAGCCCAGUCCUCUCGAACAAACCCAGACUAGAGCCUUUUCUUUUGAGGGACAAAUACUCACUCCAAAUGCAUGCCCUGAGCCAGACCUCACUGCUGCACUUUCUGAGAUGCUAACAUUGCUGCUGCUCCAUACUGACUUCGUUCACAGUGCUCUAGAGCCCUACCUGUGAUCCUGAGCACUGACCAGCUUAGCUAGACCACAGCUAGACGACAACUUCUCACUUGGUCCUAGAAUGUGGCAUCAUAUUGUGCUUGCUAGAAUGUGGGACCACAUUGGCCUCGGGUGUUUAGUCCAGACUUUUGCUUUGGAGAGGGUUGCACUUUUUAAAAGUGACUAUGGGGGAUGUGAUAGACUGCAUGUGCCAGUUGGUCUGUUUCGAGUGUGCUGAUCUAAGAAACUCAGAGCUAUCUGUAGCAAGCAGUUGGAGUGGGAGGCUCUGCCUCGCUCAGGACAGACUAGGCCAGUGGUUUUCAAACUGCUUGGCAGGGCCCCGAAGUGUUCUGGGGUGCCUCAGGAGUCCUUAAGGAGGUGAGGGAGUGGAGGGCUGCACAGGCUGGGCGAUGUGCCCUCAGGCAGAACACCUCCCCUUGUAGCUGUCUUACGUAUCGGGGUUCAGGGUAAGAUUUUUAUUUGUGGUAAGGGCUUUGCUGCUGAAAAAAGUUGGAAAACCACUGACUAGACCAUCGGCUCCAACUGGAGCCUGUGCUCCUUCAAGUUCAGGGAAGACUCCGCUCCGCCCUUCCCACAGGACACCUGCCCGAGUUAGCAUUCCUGGAGGCCUUUGGCCAACAGGAGCAGCGGGAACCAUGGUCAGGUUACCACCGUGCUCUGCUCUCACACCUUCACACAGGGUGGAAGGAGAGGCUGUGUUAUGAGAGGGUAAUGGGCUUGGUCAGGAUUCCCAGAAGCUUAGCUGAGGGACCACAGUGGGGAGUUGUGACCUCUUCUGCCCUUUGUUUAAGGGCCAGUGGGAACCCAGAGACUCUCCUGUCAGGGAAAACCAGGGACUGUCUUUAGAGCCAUAUAGUUCCUUUGGAUUAACUCUUGGCCAAGAGGGCUGAGUAUGGCUCCCAAUUUCUAAAUCCAUUUCAUUUUUUUUUUAAAUGAGGGAAAUGGAUAUAAUUUUUCAAAGACUAAAUAGGUGGAGAGGAUGUUCUUGCUCUCCAAAGCCCAAAGGGACAAAUAGGGACUUUGCUUUAUAGGCCAAGGAAAGAUCGGAAGUGGGGCGACUCAGCCCUGCAACUGUUAACCCCACUCCCCACUUACACUAUUUUACUUUUUUAAAUCACGAACGGCAGGAGAACAGAUUUGGUUAGUUUAGAAGAGAAAACGCUCUAUAAAUAUAAAUAUAUAUUCCUGUAUUUUUAUUUAAUAAUUUAUAAAUGCCAAGUUCAUUUGACUUUUAUUUUUGUGUAAUAUGUAAUGGUCGUAUUAAAAAUAAAUAAAUAAAGCCCAGAAAUUUAAUGAGAAGUA
This is a messenger RNA of Onychomys torridus (southern grasshopper mouse), 3443 nucleotides long. RefSeq names its product polyadenylate-binding protein 2. The coding region runs from base 218 to 799 and encodes 193 amino acids. The record is from RefSeq and is a predicted model, not a curated record. Gene Ontology annotation, biological process: extrinsic apoptotic signaling pathway in absence of ligand; negative regulation of intrinsic apoptotic signaling pathway; intrinsic apoptotic signaling pathway in response to DNA damage. The transcript is spliced from 4 exons. Lineage: Eukaryota; Metazoa; Chordata; Mammalia; Rodentia; Cricetidae. Gene Ontology annotation, molecular function: RNA binding; protein homodimerization activity; protein heterodimerization activity. Gene Ontology annotation, cellular component: mitochondrial outer membrane.